Trichosporon asahii var. asahii CBS 2479 is the source of this 1713-nucleotide messenger RNA. RefSeq lists its product as uncharacterized. The coding region runs from base 1 to 1713 and encodes 570 amino acids. The record is from RefSeq and is a predicted model, not a curated record. NCBI's taxonomy places the organism in Eukaryota, Fungi, Basidiomycota, Tremellomycetes, Trichosporonales, Trichosporonaceae. The transcript has a single exon.
AUGUCGUCCGUCCCCAGCAUGCCCGAACUGGCCACGCGCACACCUCGCAAGCGCAAGGCUGUCGAGACUCCUCUGUCUCCCCCAUCAACGAGGAGGAAAAGGACCGGAGCGGCUCCGAUUCCGAACCCGCCGUUAGUGCCAUUUCCGACGCCAUCGUCCCGCCAUCGCGCUAAGGGCAAUGAUCUCGAGGACCCGGAAGUCACACCGAAGGCAUCCGCCUCUGCGUCUUUCGUCUCCGCGAAGCCUCGAGCCAAGCUCCCCGACCACCUGCAGACGCUCCUGACGUUACACCACGCCUUCAACAUUGCCAUCUCGCUGCACCUGGCUACGCAGCCGCCAGUGCUCCCGCCGCAUUCGGCAGAUGCCACCAGCGUGCGCCUGCCGAACCUAACCAACCUCCUGACUCUUAAGGGAGCGGUAGAGCGAGGUUCAGGAAGACGAUUCGGGCAGACGGAGCUCGCGCGCCUCGCAUGGCUGUAUGCGUGGGACGGCGAGAGUCUGCCGAAGGAGGACAAGGACGAUGAGGAUGACAAUCCUUUCCUCGAUAAGCCGAAGGUGAACCCCUCCGAGCCGGUGUCUGGUCUCUCAUACCUGAUCACGGCGACGCGGACCCUCGAUCCGACUGGACGCAAAGUGCACACGCUGGGCAUUGGACUCGAGCUCGACAUCGAGGCGGGCGAGACGCGGCAACUGCUCAUGGGCGGCGCUGAGGGCGGAUUCGGGAACAAGGGCCAGGGUGGUGGUCUCCGUGUGGUCGGGAGAUGGAACGCCGGCGCCGAACUGCGCGAAGACAUUGUGCGCUCUCGUCUCGAGAAGUGGGUCAUGCUGCACGGCGGCGAGUUGGAGAUCGUGGAGGACUCGCACCUCCCUACUCCCUCCACGCGCGACUCAGGUCGCAGUGCUAUCCCACCCAUUCCUCUGCUUCCCCUGCCGAAGCUCGCGAGUGCGAACCUCGGCGCAGCUCUGUUCGCCGCCUCGCCUUCGACUGCCGAGUCUGGACCCUCGACUCCCAAGCCGCCCGCGUUCGCGUCGGAGCUCAGCGACCCGUUCGAGAUGCCCAUGCCCAAGGCGCCAAUGACACCCAAGGGCUCAAUUGAGGCGCGCCGACAAGCGCUGCGCGACCGCAUUCGUGCCAAGAGCGCGAGCGCAAAGGCGGCCAAGACGCCCUUCGCCAAUUCGAUCCGGGCGUCGAUGGAGACGCUCUCCCGUGCCCAGCAGCAGGAGGAGCUGCAGCGCCGCAGCACUCUCAGCCGUCUCGAGCCCAUCGCCGAGAGCGUGUGGAUGAUGUUCUCGGGCCCUUCAUCUGGGCCCUUGACUCUGUCGCCCGGCGGGGGGUUGUCGCCCGCGCGCAGGCGCAAGGCGAUUCCGCUCAGCGAGGCGGUCGAGCGCAUUGUCAAGAGCGCGAGGAGCCCCCUCUCUGCCGCCGAGGCCGAGAUUUCCCUCCGCAUGCUGGCAGACUUGUGCCCCUUCUUCGUUACCGUUAAGCUGGUGGGGAAGCACGACUGGAUCGAGAUGCCCAACGUGCAGGUGCCUUCUAGCCCGGGCUCCGGCCUCUCUGCGACGGCUGCAGAGGUUGCGACGAGCGUUCUCGGCAGCCCCACUCGCAGCCCGCGCACGCCCCGUGCACUCGCUGGCCCUGCGUCGCCGGGUCGCGUCCAGGUCGGCGGACUGCGUGCCGUGCGAGAGCGGAUCCGCCGCGAGCUUGGCGAGUAG